Messenger RNA from Acipenser ruthenus (sterlet), 2259 nucleotides. RefSeq names its product ELAV-like protein 2. The record is from RefSeq and is a predicted model, not a curated record. The coding region runs from base 458 to 1624 and encodes 388 amino acids. The transcript is spliced from 8 exons. Gene Ontology annotation, cellular component: ribonucleoprotein complex. Lineage: Eukaryota; Metazoa; Chordata; Actinopteri; Acipenseriformes; Acipenseridae. Gene Ontology annotation, molecular function: RNA binding.
GAGAGGUAUAGCUCUGCUGUGAUACGGCCCUAUAAAUCUACCGGCAGGACCACCUUCCAUUUAAAGACAACCUCCUCCUUACUUCAGUUCUCACUAGUGAUGUCGCCUGUUUGUGUUGUGAACCUGUAAAGAGAGAGGCAGAAGCCGGCUCUUUUUUUUACCUUCUUUGAUUCUUCUUUUGUUUCUUCAGUUGUUACCUUUCCCUUUUUAUUUUAGUAUUGUUGUUAUUAAGACACACUAGUGUUUUAUUAUUACUGAACCUUUUUUUUUCUUAUACUUUUUAUUUAUUUUUUUUGUUUGCGACAAUAAUAUCAAGUUUACGGGGUUGAUCUUGCAAAGGCUGGCUGCAAGUAGUAUUUUUCAGUUGUGUAAGAGAUAUAGUGACAAUUUUGGCUUUAGCUCUCCUAGUAAGGACGUCUUUAACUUUAUAUAUAAACGACAGCAACUCCAAACUAACAUGGCAGUCAGACUGUGUGAUGUGGCCUCUCUGCUUAGAAGUGGUUCGUGGGCAGCAGAGCCUUGGACUGGGCAGGUGAUUGCUGCCAUGGAAACACAGCUGUCCAAUGGACCCAGCUGCAACACAACCAAUGGUCCCAGUGCCAUCACAAAUAACUGCUCAUCACCAGUGGAAUCGGGAAGCAUAGAGGACAGUAAAACUAACUUGAUAGUCAACUACCUGCCUCAAAACAUGACACAGGAGGAACUGAAGAGCUUGUUUGGGAGCAUUGGUGAAAUCGAGUCAUGUAAACUAGUACGAGACAAAAUAACAGGGCAGAGCCUAGGGUAUGGAUUUGUGAACUAUGUGGACCCAAAAGAUGCUGAAAAAGCCAUCAAUACAUUAAAUGGCCUGAGACUUCAGACUAAAACAAUAAAGGUUUCCUUUGCCCGUCCAAGCUCAGCUUCCAUUAGAGAUGCAAAUCUGUAUGUGAGUGGACUUCCAAAAACCAUGACUCAGAAAGAACUGGAGCAGCUCUUUUCUCAGUAUGGACGCAUCAUUACCUCUCGUAUUCUGGUGGACCAAGUUACUGGGGUGUCCAGGGGUGUUGGUUUCAUCCGGUUCGAUCGAAGAAUUGAAGCAGAAGAAGCCAUUAAAGGCCUUAAUGGUCAGAAGCCUCCUGGUGCCACAGAACCAAUUACGGUGAAGUUUGCAAAUAACCCAAGCCAGAAAACCAGCCAGGCGCUGCUGUCACAAUUGUACCAAUCUCCAAACAGAAGGUACCCAGGACCCCUUGCUCAACAAGCUCAGAGGUUCAGGUUGGACAAUCUUCUUAACAUGGCUUAUGGUGUAAAGAGCAGGUUUUCCCCUAUGACCAUUGAUGGAGUAACAAGUUUGGCUGGAAUCAACAUCCCGGGGCAUGCUGGAACCGGAUGGUGCAUCUUUGUGUACAACCUUGCCCCUGACGCGGAUGAGAGCAUCUUAUGGCAAAUGUUUGGACCAUUUGGCGCUGUAACCAAUGUCAAAGUCAUCCGUGACUUCAACACAAACAAGUGCAAAGGUUUUGGAUUCGUCACCAUGACAAACUAUGAUGAGGCAGCAAUGGCAAUAGCCAGUCUGAAUGGAUAUCGUCUAGGGGACCGAGUAUUGCAAGUUUCAUUUAAAACCAACAAAACGCACAAAGCCUAAUGUCUCCUCAGUUUCUUUAUAUAAAACUAUACAAAAAGGCAAGUUAACGUAAACUUUAUACAUAGGUCAAAGUCUUUGUAAGUCUGUGUUUUAUGAAGGGAAACAAACAUGAAUGUUUAGCGUCCUACAAAUCUUUUUUUUUUUAUUGCUAGUCUGACUUGAAAAUUCUUAAAUAUCUUUUAUGUUUAAAUGUAGGAAAAAGCAGGUUUGUUACCUGUCCAUGUUGCAUUCUAUUACCUUCUUUGAAGAAGGUGGACCUUUUAAUGUUUCAGCUAAGGUAAACCUUUUUUUUUUUUUUUUUUUUUCUGUUGCAUAACUGCUUUGAAAGACUAAGGCUUUGUGUUGUGAUUUUAUUUAUUUAUUUUGUUUUCUCAGUAAGUGUUUUGUUUGGUCUUUUUGGUGCAUUGGCCUUUCAGUGAUUUUGUUGAAAGAUUUGAGUUUUAGCUCAUUUUAUGUUUACAUAUUUUAUUUAGUGAAAUUGUAUUUUGGGUUAUGGAUGGGCUAUUGCUUAUUGUAAGAUUACUGGAAAACCAUUUUUCGUAAAGCAGUACCUUGCCAAAGAGCUAAGAACCUCUUUGAUGUGGGUUUAAAAAAAAAAAAAGCAUCUAUUUUUAUAUUAAAAAAAAAAAAAGAAA